AUGUUGAGCAAAGGAUUUAAAUAAUUGUUCGGUUUAACAAAAGCCACUAAUUUUUAUAACAAAAAUUUUUUCUCAAGAUUAGCCGCACACAGAAAAAAUGACGAUAAUUCAGAUUCAGUUCCUUUUGAAUUUACCCCUGAAAACUACAAAGAAAUUGAAAAGAUUCUUGCAAAAUAUCCCUUAAAGCAAAAGCGUUCUGCUGUCAUGCCCCUCCUUUAUUUAGUUUAAGAAUAAAAUAAUAACUGGGUUCCUUUAUCUGCAAUGAAAAAGAUUGCUAAAUUAUUAGAAAUGCCAGAAAUUGAUGUUUAUGAAGUUGCUACUUUCUAUACCAUGUAUAACAGAGAACCUGUAGGUAAAUUCCACUUAUAAAUCUGUGGUACCACUCCUUGUUAAUUAUGUGGAUCUCGUGAAAUUACUAAAGCUAUUGAAGAAUAUACUCAAACCAAGCUUGGUCACACAUCAGCUGAUGGUAAAUGGACUCUUGAAGAAGUUGAAUGUUUAGGUGCUUGCUCUAAUGCUCCUAUGAUUUAAGUUAAUAACAAAUGGGUAUAUGAAGAUUUAACUACUGAAAAUGUUGUAAAACUAUUAAAGGAUUUGGAAAGUGGCACAGACAAAAAGGGACCUCAAAAUCACCGUAACUAAGUUGAAGGUCCUCUUGGCAGAUCAACCCUCAAAGAAAAAGAUUUCUUAUCUGGCGAAAUCCGUUUCUCUCGUGAUUUUGCUAAGGCCAAGUAAGAUUGGGUUGCUCAAAAAGAACAAGAAAGAAUUGAAGCUGAAAAAAAGAAGGCUGCUACUGCUGCCGCUGCCGCUGCUGCUAAAAAGUGA
Tetrahymena thermophila SB210 is the source of this 825-nucleotide messenger RNA. RefSeq names its product NADH-ubiquinone oxidoreductase 24 kDa subunit. Gene Ontology annotation, molecular function: NADH dehydrogenase activity. Lineage: Eukaryota; Ciliophora; Oligohymenophorea; Hymenostomatida; Tetrahymenidae. The transcript is spliced from 2 exons. The record is from RefSeq and is a predicted model, not a curated record. Gene Ontology annotation, biological process: mitochondrial electron transport, NADH to ubiquinone.